AUGCAGCUUACUGUACUCGCGCUUCUAGCGACAAGCCUCUCGACAGUGUGUCUUGCAGCGCCGGCCAACAACCAUGUCGCCCUCGAACCACGCCAGACCUACAUCAUAACUUGUACCAAGGGCGGAUGCACCGACAACAUCAGCCGCACUACGCCGGGUGUUCCAGAGCCAACAACAAGCAAGAUCACAACUACAACCAGCAAGAAGCCUGAACCGCCCAAGACAAGCACGAAGCCGGAGCCGACCACAACGAAGAAGCCAGAGCCACCCAAAUCAAGCAAGAAGCCAGAGACAACUCCAACUCCGACAAAGGCUAGUCACAUACUGAUUCGACAUGAUCUUGUUCUUGACUUCUUCUAA
Alternaria arborescens is the source of this 360-nucleotide messenger RNA. RefSeq lists its product as hypothetical. The record is from RefSeq and is a predicted model, not a curated record. Bases 1 to 360 code for a protein of 119 amino acids. The transcript is spliced from 2 exons. Lineage: Eukaryota; Fungi; Ascomycota; Dothideomycetes; Pleosporales; Pleosporaceae.